UUUGGACUUGACGUGCCAAGGAUCAGUCUGACACCCGAACAACAAAUAAAAUAGCUGGUUAGGUUUUAGACAAGUGAGAUCAUACGGAGAAACAGAAUAUAUAAAACAGUGUAUGUUUUCAGACCUACAACUUCUUGCCGUUAUACAACUUGGGUGUGCCCGAAGCCCUGCCCAGCAUCCAGAGGGAACAUGCAAAUGGAGAAACAAAGGCGCCGGCUGCUUGAGUGUCAGGUUCAGGUCUGGGGGAGGGUGGCUACGCGGGCAUAAAUGAUGCGCAAGCAGGAUGAGCGAUCUCAAUUUGCAAGGAUGCGAAGAGGACACUGGUGACGGGUGGUAACCCCUCCCACCCCAACUCAUCCUGGACAUGCCAGUGGCAGAGGACCUCCUGGGUGUCCGGUUUGAUACGCAGAUGUUGGCAAGGCUGGCUCUAUCUGUAGCCGGCGUGCUGCUGGUGUCGUGGGCUUACCGGUUCUACAACUCCAGGAGGUGGCACCUACGACGAGAUGGUCCAGGAUCCCGUCAGCCCAACAGAACAGCAACCCUCUGGGAACCAGACACGGGCACAUCCCCAGAGGCCUCUGCCGACAGCCCUGAGGAAGAACUGCUCCCACCAGAUGAACUCUCACCCAGAGAAGCACAGUGCAAACCCUCACCUAGGGAACCUCAGAAUAUACCAUCAACUGGAGAGAUACAAUUAGUGCAGCACAUGCACUCACCUGCGGAACGACAGAAUAUACAGUCAGUUGGAGAAACAGUUUCAGAUCAACAAGAGGACUCACCUGGGGAAGCUUACAAUAAACCGGCACCUAGAGAAACAUUUUCAGAUCAAUAUGAUGACUCACCUGCAGAACCACAGAAUAUACAGUCAGUUGGAGAAAUGGUUUCAGAUGAACAUGAGGACUCACCUGCGGAACCACAGAAUAUACAAUCAGUUGGAGGAACAGUUUCAGAUCAACAUGAGGAGUCACCUGGGGAAGCUCAUAAUAUACUGUCAUCUGGAGAAAUGUUUUCAGAUAAGAGCUCAUCUGCUGAAGCUCAGAGGUCUUAUCUGAGCAAUGUCGAGCCUGAUGUAGCAAUCGUAAGAGGAGACGAAAACCUGAACCAGGAUCCAAACCUGCCAACAGAGGAGAGCGUGGUGCAACACGAUCCCCCCGGAAUAAAACGGACACCAGAAGCACAUGACAGCCGCUCCCAGGGAGCUCUCCACACCAUCUGUGAGGAGGCAGAGGGACGGCUGGAUGCUGACCUUGUUCAGGACUCUUCUCUGUCUCCCUCUCCCUUGGAAGACCCGGACCAGGCUGAGGUGAGUCCAACUGGGAGGCUUGAGCCGAGCAUUAGCAUGUGCCGGGAGCUGAGGCAGGAUCUGGACCACCAGGGAAGCUCCACCAAUUUCCUGCCCAAGAAAGAUCUUGGGAUAGAAGGUGAGGAUUGUCUGCUGGAGAGGGAUGGAGAUGCACUAGUUGAGGAGCACGCGAGGAUCUACGACUACCACAUGGAGCCUUUGGUGAUCCCUGACGAGAGUCAGCAGGCUGGCCCCUCCUUCCCAAAUCCCAUCUGUGAGCUUGACGAUCCUGCUAUGUCACAUGACCCACAGGGGCUAAAGGAGCCAGAGGUGAGUGGCACUGAAGCUAUCCACCAGGGAAACUCCUCCAAUUUCCUGCCCAAGAAAGAUCUUGGGAUAGAAGGUGAAGAUUUUCCACUGGAGAGGGAUGGAGAUGCACCAGUUGAUGACCCACAGGGGCUAAAGGAGCCAGAGGUGAGUGGCACCGAAGCUAUCCAUCCAUCCAACUCUUCCCUCACCCCGCCUCUCAGCCUACAGGAGCAUACCGGCACAGACAGCCUCGACCCCCUUCCACCUGGGCGGCAGGGGCUUGUGCGAAAGGACAGCUACAUGCAGAUCGUGGAGAACGCUGACCUCCAAAUUCCUUUCCACAACCCGAGGGCUUCUACACCACUGAGCACGCUCAGUUCUCGAACCCCAUCUUCAGAAGAUCUACACUCCAAGCCGUCUAGCCCUGUAAAAGAUCCCGCAGCCUUCAGUGGGGACACGUCUGAAGGGAUGGGACAGGAGGGUGUGGAGGGAUUGAGCAUUUCACAGGUACCCAUUGAAGGAAUCAGUUCUGAAUUGGACAAACUGCAGGGAAGACUGGACCUGGGCAACUGUCUUCAUGCUCUCAGCCUUGCCAGGAAAGAGGGACAUGGCGGCUUGCAGCGUGCUGCUCUUAAAGUCAUGGCUGAUAACUACCUGCAGGUGCUACAGGACCCAGGGCUGUAUGGGAGCCUGAAAGGAGGUGACAGGGAUGAGAUCAGAAAGCUGCGGACAAGGGGUAAGCGGUGCCUGGUGGUGGCUGACUUAGACCCACAGGACUGGUCGGGCUCAGAGUCUAGCCUCCCAAAGACAUCGAGCAGUCUCUAUUACUACGAUGACCACAAAGAUGCGUGGAACUUCUUGUGUCCCCUCCCUAAGGAGGUGGUGUCCAGGGGUUCGGCUAUGUGCGCAAUGGACAACUACCUCUUUGUCACCUUGGGCUGCCAGGGCUCGGGACGAGAUGUGCAGCCAUCAAAGAGGGCGUUCUGCUACAACCCGGCCACGUCCAUCUGGAAGGAGAUCAGCCCCAUGAACGAGGCCCGGCCCCAGUGCAAGCUGGUGGCCCUGGGGGGAUGCGUGUACGCCAUCGGGGGGGAGUGCCUCAGCAGCGUGGAGCGCUAUGACCCCCGGACAGGCCUCUGGACCUUUGUAGCCCCGAUGCCCAACGACACCUUUGCGGUGGCCCACCGAGCCACCACCUGCAACGGGGAGCUGUUUGUCUCCGGGGGCACCCUGAGGUACACCUUGCUCCGCUACAACCCGGCCACCAACACUUGGAGGCGGAGCCAGAUCGUGGGCACUAAGGAGAGGACCGUGGAGAUGGUGGCAGUGAAGAACUUCCUGUAUCGGUUCGAUGUGGGCUCCACCGGGAAAGUCAGCGUGUACCGCUACCACGUGUCCGCCCGGCUCUGGUAUGAGUGCUGCUCCCGGAAGCUGCCCCAUUGCUCCGCCUUCCAAUGCACGACCAUGGAUGAUGUCAUCUACUGCGUGAGCCGGCGGACCACCAUGGGGUUCCGAGCAGACGACGUCUCCCCGGCCUUUCUCACCAAGGAUCUGAGCGUUCUUACUGAGGCUAAGGGCAUCCUUCUUCCAUUCAUUUUGGUGCUUCCCGAAAUUGAGACUCUUCAGACCAGAGUCUGAAUACUAUAGGUGCUUGGAGAAAGUUAAAAAAACAAAGGGGUAAGAAAGCUUUGUUGUCAAUGUAAAUCUCAUGUAAGGCCAUUGCAGCAGAUUGUAAUGCAAAAGAAAUUGGUUCUGUUGACAGAGCAGUACCACACGAGACAAUGACAAUGCAAAUAAAAAUGUUAGCUUCAGAAAUGUGUUUUAUGUUCAAAUAUUGAUUUGCUAUGAUGGCUGUCAUGAAUGAGUAGUAUGUAGAAAAAAAACUAAAAAACUUUUUUUUCAUGAGUAAUCAAAAUCAUGUGUUGACCUCCUUUGUGUGAAAGCAAUGUAGAAACUGGUCUGCAAGUAAUUCAGGCACGCAUAAAGGUGUGGAUUUCUGGGAUUUAUCAUAAUCUUAUACUGCAUAAAUAUUGUACAUCAUGUGAAGAUUAGAUUUUGUCCUUAUAUUUUGCUUCCUAAACAUGGUCUGAUGUGAAUAUCUGUCACUGUAACUUUAUAUUUAUAGAUUUAUGGGCUUCAAUUAAAUAAAUACAUACAUA
Molecule: messenger RNA, 3750 nt
Organism: Conger conger (European conger)
Lineage: Eukaryota; Metazoa; Chordata; Actinopteri; Anguilliformes; Congridae
Product: kelch repeat and BTB domain-containing protein 11-like
Exons: 1
Coding region: 365-3229 (954 amino acids)
Molecular function (GO): protein binding
Source: RefSeq, a predicted model, not a curated record